AUGGCUUCCCAAGAAGAUACGUGGUCCGUCACCGCUACCCACGGCUCAGCACAAAGCGUCGUUUCCGGAGCACGUCGCCUGAUCGAGGAUGACAAUGUCGGUAAACUCGAUGCGGAGAGGCCGCACCAACGAGCUCAGAGUUUUGUUAGCGGCAAGAAGCUUGAAGUUGGACUUCGAAAUCCUCCGACUGUUGAAGAUGCUGUUACUAAAGCAGCUUUGAUUCUUCAAGAGUUCGACAGAAUAUUUGGUGGCAAUCAAAUAGAGAAGGAUGCAGGCACAGCAUCACCCGGGCGAAUUUGA
Molecule: messenger RNA, 300 nt
Organism: Cadophora gregata
Lineage: Eukaryota; Fungi; Ascomycota; Leotiomycetes; Helotiales; Ploettnerulaceae
Exons: 2
Coding region: 1-300 (99 amino acids)
Source: RefSeq, a predicted model, not a curated record